ACGUGAAAAAGCAGAAAAGUUGCAGAUUAUUACCAGAAAUUAGCUCCAAACUCAAGAUGUUUGCUUUGUCAAGUGUUUUUGCGUAUGUAAUCGGGAAAUAUAAGAUACCAUCCUCAGCUGUAUUUGGAUGCCCGAAACAUGCAUCAUACCAGAAUUCUGGUCAGCUCCUGGAGAUGGCAAAGUCUAUUAUACCACCACUAUCCAACGACCAGCAUAAGGGCAUGAUGGGAAGGAUAGGAGUUGUUGGAGGAUGCCAGGAGUACACUGGUGCCCCAUACUUUGCAGCUAUUUCCUCUCUGAAAAUGGGAGCUGAUCUGUCCCAUGUAUUCUGUACACAAGACUCAGCAAGCGUAAUUAAGUCCUACAGUCCAGAACUCAUUGUACACCCAAUACUUGAUUCUGAUGAUGCGUUGAGCCAAAUGGAGGAAUGGCUUCCGCGAUUACAUGCCAUUGUCCUCGGCCCAGGUUUGGGAAGAUCUGCUAUAAGUAUGAAAAAUGCCACAGCCAUCAUUGAGUUUGCUAAGAAGAGAGAAAUCCCUCUGGUAAUAGAUGCUGAUGGCUUGUACCUAUUACAACAAAACCCUGGAAUCAUUUUUGAGUACACAAAAGCCAUCCUUACUCCAAAUGUGGUGGAGUUCAACAGACUUUAUGAAAAAGCAAUGGAUGGCGAAAAACAGCAGGAAAACGAUCCUAUCCUCAAUGCCAAGAUGCUCAGUAAGAGGUUAGGUCAUGUGACCAUUGUAAAGAAGGGCGAGAAUGACAUUAUCACAAAUGGCAAUCAUGUGUUGGUGUGUGGUGCAGAGGGUAGUCCAAGGAGGUGUGGAGGUCAGGGUGACCUUCUCUCUGGUACAAUGGGGACCUUGACCCACUGGAGCCACAUGAUCAGUCAGGAAGGCACCACCAAUGAGCUGGUUCAGGCAUUUGGCCCCACUAUAACAGCUGCUUACACAGCCUGUCUCCUAACCCGACAGUGUAGCCAGCAAGCCUUCGCACAGUGUGGACGCUCCAUGACCACCUCAGACAUGAUCGCUCAGCUACCUAAAGCCUUCAACCAGUUGUACCUCUAGUGCAGCUUCUGGCUGGGUCUGGAAUGUGGAGUACCUUAUGAAAAAGAAUUUUUAUAGAAGAUGUAGACGUUUUUGAACCAGACCAGACUGUUUUUCCUG
Messenger RNA from Ylistrum balloti, 1166 nucleotides. Its product is annotated as ATP-dependent (S)-NAD(P)H-hydrate dehydratase-like. Gene Ontology annotation, molecular function: ATP-dependent NAD(P)H-hydrate dehydratase activity. The transcript is spliced from 11 exons. Lineage: Eukaryota; Metazoa; Mollusca; Bivalvia; Pectinida; Pectinidae. The record is from RefSeq and is a predicted model, not a curated record. The coding region runs from base 57 to 1067 and encodes 336 amino acids. Gene Ontology annotation, biological process: metabolite repair.